Molecule: messenger RNA, 582 nt
Organism: Sinocyclocheilus grahami
Lineage: Eukaryota; Metazoa; Chordata; Actinopteri; Cypriniformes; Cyprinidae
Product: E3 ubiquitin-protein ligase UBR2-like
Exons: 3
Biological process (GO): protein ubiquitination; ubiquitin-dependent protein catabolic process via the N-end rule pathway
Cellular component (GO): ubiquitin ligase complex; cytoplasm
Molecular function (GO): ubiquitin protein ligase activity
Source: RefSeq, a predicted model, not a curated record
AAAUGGCUGCAGGUGAGCAACCUGCCCAAAGAGGUGUACCAGCACUUGGCCUGCUACGUCCCCAAGAUCUACUGCCUGGGCCCCAACCUGAACCCUCAGAAUGAGGACCUUCUGGCUCCGCUGCUGCUUCAGAGCCCGCUGGAGUGGUACCUGUGCGGGGAAGAGCCGUCCGUGGGAUUGGCCAAGCUGGAACAGAACAACCAGCCCUCACAACUCUGUGGCCAUGUGUUUAAAGAUCCGUUGGCUAAUCUGUCUGAUGAGAUGAUUGCUCGCACAUAUAAUGUUUUCUCCAUCAUCCUCAAAUAUGCUGUGGACAUGCUCACCUGGGAAAAAGAGGACGAGCUACCUGAAGGCCUUGAGCCACCGGAGCGUGGAGACACGUACUACUGCAUGCUGUUCAAUGAUGAGGUCCACACGUACGAGCAGGUCAUCUAUACACUACAGAAAGCCGUGAACUGCACUCAGAAAGAGGCCGUCAGUUUCGCCACCACUGUGGACAGAGAUGUAAGUUCACCUGCUGUUAGUUCUACAGUUAUUUCAGCCUCAGACGUCACGCCCACGGACCGCUGGCUGAACGUCUGA